This is a messenger RNA of Siniperca chuatsi (mandarin fish), 5165 nucleotides long. It is a transcript of the gene taf4, whose product is annotated as TAF4A RNA polymerase II, TATA box binding protein (TBP)-associated factor. Gene Ontology annotation, biological process: DNA-templated transcription; transcription initiation at RNA polymerase II promoter. The transcript is spliced from 15 exons. The record is from RefSeq and is a predicted model, not a curated record. Gene Ontology annotation, cellular component: transcription factor TFIID complex. Gene Ontology annotation, molecular function: protein heterodimerization activity; RNA polymerase II general transcription initiation factor activity; DNA binding. Bases 1445 to 3997 code for a protein of 850 amino acids. NCBI's taxonomy places the organism in Eukaryota, Metazoa, Chordata, Actinopteri, Centrarchiformes, Sinipercidae.
AUGUAUAGAAUUUUAUCCAAAAAUAAAAGAACAAAUUGAAAAAUACGAGAAAAUGGAAAAUAAACUAUUAGGCCUAUAUUAUAUUGUACUAUUCAAGAUAAUCAAGCCAUAAUUAAAUGUUAAAAAGAAACAGAAAUUGGAAUUCUACAAUAUCAAUUAUCAUUUUUUUUCUUUUUAACAUUUAUAUGACCUGAUUAUCCUGAGUAGUAGAAUAUAAUAAUAGUUUAUUUGCCAUUCUCCCUUUUAAUUUUUAUUACGGUUGAAAUUCCUCAGAGCUGUGACUGAUAUUAAUUAAUUAAGAUUUGGAUGCUCUAACUGCUGACAUAUAUGAAAACUGUACACCAGAAAAGUACUUUAGUAGGCUAGUUGCACACCUCUUAGCCUAUGGGCUGUAAAUGUGUAACUUUUGAAUUACAUACGGUACAUUUUAAUAUAUAUUUCAACAUAUAUUUGUAAGUAUAAGUAAACACACACUUUAUGUUUGCAUUUUGCAUUUAUCUAAAAGUCAGCACACGUGGGAGUUUAACCACACUGCAUCCCAUGACUGCUGACAGUACAGUACAAUAUUUCCUCUCUAAAAGGAGGGUGGGGCGCCCUCAAACGACUCAUUACAAAAGCAACUUCACUUGCUGGCCAAAACACUGCAGCCAUCUUGCACAGCGCAUCGAGAGUGAUUAAACUCUGAAAUUUGGUUUGUUAGCUUGUUGUAAACCACGUUAUUAUUCUACCUAGAGUCACACGGUGCAAUUCUGAAACGGAAUAGUUAUCGUGAUAGCAUAAACACGCCGGCGAAGAUGUAACGUUUGAGGAAAAUAGUUCGUCUCCAGUGCUAUGUUGUUUCGUCUCAUGCAUCCCCUGGAAUGACAGCUGAAGCCAUUGGUACCGCCUUUUAGAAUGUGGAACAGCCAACCACAGCUCGCCGAAAUCCCUGCACGGAGCCGUUUAGUUGUUGUGCGCACGCGCAUGUCAGUUGGUAAAUACCUCACUUCUCACAAGCUCGCAGGAGCGUGAAGAUGGCGGUUGGCCCCGGUCUACUGGAUGAACCUUUUUUACACACAGAGGUGAAUAAAGCGGUAGUUUGUCAUCCUGUACAGUCUGUAGAGUCACAACUGUCGUUCUUGUGUCACAACAACCACUGGGGUAGGCACGAGACAGCCGGUAAUUACAUGGCUAUAGUUCCGGGACAAGGGGGUAGCGCGAGCUAACGUUAAUGUCCAGCUGGGACUUGGUCAAGACGAUUGCCGAAGCAGGUACGCUGUAACUACUAAUGUUGUUUUCCUCUUUGUCUCUCCGAGUAUACACGAAAAGCAAGCGCCGGAGCUGACAGUUAAAAACAGCACAUGUGUCAGAGACUUGCCCCAUCACAUUCAAGAUUGUUUGUGCUCCUUCUAAACAAGUUGAAGUGCAGGGGGUCUCAUCAUAACGAGGUCCCCAUGGUUCAACUAUGGAUGCGUCGACGGCAAGCACGGACUCCACCACGGGACACGAGCCUGGCAAAACACUUGUUGCCAGUGGCGGAGUAACUUCUCUCCCUAAUCACCAGGGGAAAGUAGGCUCACACUCAAUGCAGGCUUUCAAUGGGAGCCAAACUAUGAACUCUCACAAUUCAGGAAGCGCUGCCCCUCUCGGGGGUACGACAGUGACAAGUGGCACUAGUAACAGCAGCAGUACUGCGAUAACUGUCACAGCUGUCAACAGUGGACCAGUGAUGUCAAAAGGGCUAGCCAGUGCGAUAAUGCCCACCUCGUCAAACAGUGUAAUUCAGUCGCCUCUCCUGAACUCUCCGAGUGUUGUCGCUUCAGCUCAGCCUGUCAGCCCGACAACUGGACCUGCUGUGACACUCGUCAGGCCGCCUAUGCAAACAGCGGGUUUGGGUGCAACUUUGAAUGGGAACAAUAAUGCGAGCCCUGCUGUGGUUGCCAAUACAACAGGUCAGACAGGUAUCGUCAUACAAACCUCGCUUGUAAACAAUAGCCAGCCGUCCAACUCGGUGUCUGUUAGCGCAGGGUCGCACAUAAUCAAGGCAGAGCCACCCACAACAAUAAUACAGUCAGCACCGCAGCCGGCGGUCACUCCGGGCGCUCCCCGGCUUCCGGCUACGGUAGCUGCCGGUCCGUGCGGGAUCCGAGCCCUGACGCCUCAGAUGUUGGCCCCAAGGCUGCCCCAGACCUCCCCGGGACAGCCCAGUAUACAUAACAUCCAGCUCCCACCGGGGAUGGUGCUUGUACGCAGUGAGAGUGGACAGCUGCUGAUGAUUCCUCAGCAGGCUCUAGCCCAGAUGCAGGCCCAGGCACAGGGAGGCAUGACACCUCGGACUGCUACACCAACAAACGUGCCUCCUGGCCAGGCUCCUGGAAACACCAUCAUCAGCAGACAAGUGGCUCCCAGCACCAUCAUCCGUCAGGGCUGUCCGGCACCAACGUCACUUGCUGCCACCACCACCCUUCACAGACCUCCUAUCCUUCAGAGCUCAGUUGGGGCUGCAGUAGCAGGAAUGCCCCCCAGUACCGUCAGCCAAACAGCUGGGACCACAGUUACCUCAGUAACAGUGAGCAAAGAGACAAUGGAGAAUGUGAAGAAAUGUAAGAACUUCCUGUCUACAUUGAUCAAGCUGGCAUCCACUGGGAAGCAAUCAACAGAGACUGCAGCCAGUGUGAGAGAGCUGGUCAAGGACCUGCUGGAGGGCAGACUGGAAGCUGAGGAAUUCACCAGCAGAUUGUACAAAGAGCUCAACUCCUCACCCCAACCUUACCUUGUGCCUUUCCUCAAGAGAAGCCUCCCAGCCUUGAGGCAGCUCACCCCAGACUCAGCAGCCUUCAUCCAGCAGAGUCAGCUCCCCCAGCCGGCUUCAAGUCCAGUCUCCACCUCACACACUCCCACCACGGUGGUCCUGAGCAGCCCAGUCCCCCGCCUCACUGCCCCAGUCAGCAGACCCCAGCUCCAGCCAGGCAUUACCAAACCAGGACAGACCCCCUCACUGGUUCUCCAGCCUCAGCAGCAGAGAGCAAUGUUGAGACCUCAGGUAACCUUACCGACAACCCCCAUGGUGACUCUCAGGAAUCAGGCCCCUGGCCGCAUCAUGCUGGGACAGCAACAGGUCCAGCUUAAAGAGCUGCAAUCAGUUCCUGUGAGGCCGGAGGUGCCACCUGUUUCUAAACAAGUCUAUGCUGCAGCCUUGACCCCGACUCAAAAGAACAAGCUGAAAGAGGCGGGUGGCACAUUCAAAGAUGAUGACGACAUCAACGAUGUGGCCUCCAUGGCCGGAGUGAACCUAUCAGAAGAAAGCGCUAAUAUCCUAGCAACCAAUUCUGGGCUAGUAGGAGCGGUGACACGUUCCUGUAAGGAUGAGGCUUUUCUCUCCUGCGCCCUGCUACAAAGGAGAAUGCUGGAGAUUGGUAGGAGGUAUGGUGUGACAGACCUGGGUGCGGAGGUGGUGAACUAUGUCUCCCACGCUACUCAGCAGCGGCUCCAGAACCUGCUGGAAAAAGUUUCCCAAGUGGCCCAGCAGAAAAAUGUCAAUUUCAAGGAGGAUGACAAUUAUGAGCAGAGCAGUGAUGUUCGUGCUCAGCUCAAGUUCUUUGAGCAGCUGGACCAGUUAGAAAAACAACGAAAGGAGGAACAGGAGAGAGAAAUCCUCCUAAAGGCAGCUAAGUCUCGAGCUCGGCAGGAGGACCCAGAGCAGCUGCGUCUGAAACAGAAGGCAAAAGAGAUGCAGCAGCAGGAGCUGGCUCAGAUGAGACAGAGGGAGGCCAACCUGACGGCUCUGGCAGCCAUCGGCCCAAGGAAGAAGAGGAAGAUUCUGGACUCUCCAUCGUCCUCUGCUAUAGCUGAGGGAUCAGGAACAGGUCCCUCUCUGUCUGGUGGGGCUGGUUCGUCGGGCUCCAGGCUCACACGGCAACGCAUCACACGUGUCAAUCUCAGGGACCUGCUUUUCUGCUUGGAGAAUGAGAGAUUUACCAGUCGCUCCCAUUUCCUCUACAAGGGCUUUCUCAAAUAGGCUUGAUGUCAGGGAGGAGAGGAGGAGGAGAGGGGAGAGGGGGGAAAUGAAGUGCAUGGAGAGGCCAACCGCUCCCACCACAGAGAGAGCAUAAGAGACUCUUAUGAAUCAAGAAGACUUGGCACAUUUCAAGGUCUUUCAGAUAUACAUGAUAACCUGGAAUGCAGUAGAAGCCAUAUUAGAUGGCCUCUCUCCUCUAAUAAUGCCUAUUUUCUUUCAGAACAGUCAUGGACUAAUGCCCCUUUAUUUACCCUGUACAACUUCUUUUUCAAGAAAGUGCAAAAAUGGAUUACAUGUUUUGUGAGGAAGGAUUGACUUAUUGUACAAUUAUGCACUGUCACAGUAGUUUUAGAUUUUUUGUGUGUGUUAGGUUUUAAAGCAAUGGAAAACAACACAUUUGUUUUAAUAGACCACAAACUAAUUUUAUUGAAUAAUGAUUUUAUUUUUGUUUUGUAAACUGAAUUAGUUUGAACUCCAAACUGUGUAACCUACUGAGUUGCCUUCCUAACUAUGAUAAGCCAUAUAGCCAUCCCGAAGCAAUUAACCCUUCUGCAACUCAUGAAGCAGUAGCUCGCUCUGUAUCUGUCAUCUCCAUUACUUUAUUUGAUAUUUACCCCCCCACGCCCCCAGCAUAUUUAUUUACUAAACUCAAGCUUAGAUUCAUGUUUAGUUAUUUAUUUAAUUUCAUGUGGCACCUCUGUUGUUUCAUGUAGCCUAAAUUCAAAACAAAAUGUGCAUUUACUUGCAUAGGAUAUGUUUAAAAUCAGUUUAGACAUUUUUGGGGUGUGUAGUUUCAGUGCGUGAAGAGAGGUGUGUUCUUUUUUUUUUAAAAAUCUUUUAAAUUGUUGUUUUUAAAAUUAGUUUGACAUAUAUUGAUUUCUGAAACUUAAACAGAAGGCUUUUGACCUAUAUUGCUAUACCAAACAUACAUCUACCAGAAAUUGAUUUCUAUUUUUGUAGCUGCCCACAAACACACAUUUUUACUCUUUUAAUAGUGACUGAGUGUCCUCCAACUUAACAAACUGGAGUUUCUUCCUGUAUAUUUGUAAAUGUUACACCUAAAGUUUUACACGCAGUUUUGUAUAGAAUUGAGAAUUUACCCAUACCGCAUAAAGAAAAACACAUUUUCUCUAUGGAAAAGUUUGAAUAAAUAAUGAUUUUACAGUAA